Molecule: messenger RNA, 344 nt
Organism: Zychaea mexicana
Lineage: Eukaryota; Fungi; Mucoromycota; Mucoromycetes; Mucorales; Lichtheimiaceae
Exons: 2
Biological process (GO): transcription open complex formation at RNA polymerase II promoter
Cellular component (GO): transcription factor TFIIE complex
Source: RefSeq, a predicted model, not a curated record
GUUGACCUAAAACUUGCUUUUUCAAAAAAAUGAGUUCUUCGAUGGAAAUCCCAAAAGCUCUUGUUGCUAGAGUCGCCCGUGCUUUUUAUGAUCCUAAAUACAUUGUGAUUCUUGAUGAGCUGAACAACUCGACACCAAACAAUACGGGUGUUCGUGAAGAAGAUCUAGUAAUGUCGUUAAAAAUGACACCGCGCGAUAUCCAUAGAAUAUGCGGAAAGCUUAAAGAAGAUCGAUUAUUAAAAAUGUGCGUAAAACAAAAACACCACCGAGAAAUACCAAAGACUCCAACAGCCUCUAUCUACACCAUCAUUUAUCAUUUGUGCUUGCUUUUGCUUUUCGGAUUU